Molecule: messenger RNA, 1181 nt
Organism: Polistes dominula (European paper wasp)
Lineage: Eukaryota; Metazoa; Arthropoda; Insecta; Hymenoptera; Vespidae
Gene: Syx13
Product: syntaxin 13
Biological process (GO): intracellular protein transport; vesicle fusion; vesicle-mediated transport
Cellular component (GO): endomembrane system; SNARE complex; membrane
Molecular function (GO): SNAP receptor activity; SNARE binding
Source: RefSeq, a predicted model, not a curated record
CGGUGCAUUAGAUCGUUUAGGCAACUGUCAUUUUCCAAGUUCGGUACGCGGAGAUAACUCUCUCUCUCGUUUUUUUUUAAAUGUAAAACAACGGGACAAUUUCUAUUAUAGAUAUUAAGAAUACCUGUGAUAAAUCUACUCAGAAUGGCUCACAGUUCUCAAACUUAUGGGUCUACGGACCAGCGGACUGAUGUACCUGAUGUAGGAUUUAGUCCUACUGAGCUUUAUAAUCUCAGUGAAAAUAUAACCACUAAUAUAUAUACAAUUAAUACAAGCUGGAGAACUCUCGAACGUUCAUACAAAAACAUUGGAACAAACAAAGAUAACACAGCUCUCAGGGAUAAAGUACACGAAACGCAAUACGUUACAAAUCAAGUCGUAACUCAAACCAGCAAAGAUAUCGCAAGACUUACUGUAUUAAUGAGGCGAGGUGAUAAACAACAAAAAUUGCAAAUUGAAAAGUUAACAACUGAUUUUAAAGAUGCAUUGCAACGAUAUUCAGCUAUGCAAAUGUCGAUUGCUGAGAAAAUGAAGAAUAAUAUUUUGACUACCAGUAAUGUAGAAAAUAUUUCCGAAGGCGAUGACGAAGGAGAAAGGCAAAGUUUGCUUCAAAUUCAAGAUGAUGAACGCAGAGCAACACAAAGAAGUCUUGAAUUUCAACAAGGAUUACUGCUGGAGAGAGAAGAUAGGAUAAAGUGCAUUGAAGGUGAUAUAUUGGAUGUAAAUCAAAUUAUGCGAGAACUUGCGGCAUUGGCAUAUCAACAAGGAGAUACUAUUAACACCGUUGAUAACCAUAUAGAAAAUAUUUAUGGCAAUGUUGAGUUGGGAGCACAAGAAUUAAUUAAGGGAAGUAAUUACCAAAGCAAGUUUCGCCGAAAAGUAUAUCUUUUCUUGUUACUUGCAAUAAUAGUCGCCAUUGUAGUAAUUAUUAUUCUAGUCACUAAAUUAAGUUAGCGCUCCUAACUGAUAUAGGUGACAAGAUUUUAUCAAAAAGGGCUGUCUCAAUCUAUUCUUAUUAUUAUUACUAUUAUAAUAUACGAUUCUUAGAAAUAUCGCUAUGUUGAAGUUGCUAUUAUUAUUAUUUUGGUAUUUUAUUAUUAUUAUUAUUAUAUUUUUGAAUUCGAACUGGAAAGAGAAUAGAGACUUGUUCCUUUUUUUUUUCUUUUUUUUUUUUUGUAUAU